UUAAGAAACAAAUAGUCUGAAUUCGUCGUCGAAAAAAUAAUUUGUAUAAUAUUAGAUGAAUUUCUUUUAAAAUUACCCGGCUACAAAAAAGAAUUGAUGUUUUACAAAUUUUUGUAAGCAUCGAUUCAUCGAUUUCACCAUUCGGUGACUCUAUAUUCAACUUGUCACAAUUAAAUUACGGAGUUAAUAAUUCAGUUAUUUUAAAGCCAAUCAUCAUAAUUAAAAACACAAAUUAUUGAUAAUUGGUUCAAAAUUGAGAGCGACUAGAAUGUGAAAAUGCUGAAAUACAUCAAGAGGCAGACGAGCCGCCGACGCAGCUCUCACGAAACGACUUUGGUGGAUGCUAGUGGCGUCGACGAUGAUGAUGUGGUCGAUUGUGCUGCGACAGCGGCGCAAAAACGUCAUUCAUUGCGCUCGACAACAAGUUUCUGUGAUGAAGUCUUUAUGGAGGAGGAGGAGAAGAUGGAGACGGCACCAGCAGCGGGCGAUGCAGUCAGCUUGGGCAAUGGAAGCUUGCUAAAUUUUGUCGCCGAUGAAGAUAUAUUCAAAUACAACUCGCGUCUCUCCAUGUCGCUGGCAGCCAUUGUGAGCGAACCUGAUUGCCUCAGUUACUUUGUACAAUAUCUGGAGACACAGAAUGCACUGUCACUAAUCAAAUUCUAUCUGGACAUUGAGAACUUUCGACGUGCAGCACUAACGCAGUUGCAACACGAACGUGCAGCUUCGGAAAGCAACGCCACAGCUGUCGAUGUGGCGCAACAACAAGCUGUGGAGACAGCAACAGCUACGACAACAGUUGUCACCGAGGAGGAGACCGAGGAGAACGAUGUACCUGAAUUGAAAACACUUUGCGACUUGUCCAUGCGCAAGCCGCUUACCGAUGACGAGAAGAGUCGCAUCUAUGCGGAGACAAACAAACAGAUGCACCAGAAGCCACCCAAAUCACAGUCGAUCAGUGCGGCGAGCAUGAACGAUGCCAUUGCCAUCUAUCAAAAGUAUUUGAUUGUGAAUGCGCCGCACCAAUUGGAGUUGCCCAUUGUCAUCUUGGCGCACAUCUCGUUGUUGUUGUGUGGCAAGGACAAUAGCAGCAAGGAUGGCAAGUCGCCGCAGCCCAUCUCCGCCAGCUGCUUCGAGGAGGCGCGUGAAUAUGUCCUCCAGCAGCUGGAACGCGAACAGCUGCAAGGUUUCCUGCAGAGCAGCUACUACUGCAAAUACUGUGUGGAGCUAAUCGAGGGUCAAUCAUCCACGUUAAGCAUAUACGAUGUGUUGUACGAUGAGCUGGCGCUGUUCUAUCUCACCGAGUACUUGGAGCAGCAGCAGGAGCGCGAAUGCUUGGAGUUCUGGAUAACUGCCAUCAAUUUUCGCAAAAGCUACGAUGAGCAGGCACAACGUGCCGCUCAAACGGAUGCCAUGAUCAUCUAUGAACGCUACUUCUCGCUGCAGUCUGAGUGCCGUCUGUGGAUGUCGCAGAAGCUGCGCAUGCGCGUCGAGCAGGCGAUCUGUGCACCUGGGCAGCUGGCACAUGCCUUUGACUUGGCACUGUUGGUGACUGCCAAGUAUUUGGAGCAAAAGCAUUUUGCCAACUUUCUCAAAUCGCACAUCUUCGACAAUUAUGUGAAUGAGCUGAAGGCCAAGAUGUCGCCGCUCCCUCAAGUGCCUGUCGAGGAUGUGCCCGAUAGUUCGAGCCUGCAACACAGACUGAGUCUGCGUCGCACGCCGAAGUUGUCGCCUCAACAGCAGCAACAGCAGCGUCAUCGCAAAACGAUGUCUAUGUCCGACUGCACGCAUAUUUCGCAGCAUAACACGCUGCUGGCUGGAUUAGACACUGGCCAUGCUAAACCGGUCAAGACAACGACAGCGAACAUGAUGAAUAUUGAUGCCAGGCAACUGACAAAUCCCCAAUUGCUAUGGCAACGUCCGGUAAGCGCACUCAAGUUCGGCCACGUUAAUUCGCUCGGUCGCUAUGAACGGGAUUUCGAUGCGGUGGAUGCGGUGAGCUCGUCGAAGACGCCUGCGUGGUCGCUGAGCGUGAAGAAUGCCAUGCGUAAGCUGGUCAAUCUGCCCGAGGAUAAUGUGCAGGAAGAGAUCGCCUGGCAGGUGGCCGAAAUGAUUGUCAAAGAUGUGACCAGCGUGACAUUACAGCGCAACAAUUGAAUCGAAUUAACCCCUGAAACUUUGCAAUAUUUAUUUAGUUGUAAGCACAAUAUGUUUUUCAUAUUAUUUUAUUAUCGCUCAAAUACUUUUGAUGAAGAAUCUCUGUGUCACAAAUGCGUGCACAAAUGAUGCAA
Molecule: messenger RNA, 2288 nt
Organism: Drosophila albomicans
Lineage: Eukaryota; Metazoa; Arthropoda; Insecta; Diptera; Drosophilidae
Gene: pkaap
Product: A-kinase anchor protein 10, mitochondrial
Exons: 3
Coding region: 277-2154 (625 amino acids)
Biological process (GO): intracellular protein localization
Cellular component (GO): plasma membrane
Source: RefSeq, a predicted model, not a curated record